Aspergillus novofumigatus IBT 16806 is the source of this 390-nucleotide messenger RNA. Its product is annotated as Dehydroquinase. The transcript has 2 exons. Gene Ontology annotation, biological process: quinate catabolic process. The record is from RefSeq and is a predicted model, not a curated record. NCBI's taxonomy places the organism in Eukaryota, Fungi, Ascomycota, Eurotiomycetes, Eurotiales, Aspergillaceae. Bases 1 to 390 code for a protein of 129 amino acids. Gene Ontology annotation, molecular function: 3-dehydroquinate dehydratase activity.
AUGCCUUCCAUCCUUCUCAUCAACGGGUCCAACCUCAACCUUCUCGGCACCCGAGAACCACACCUUUACGGCUCCACGACCCUCCCCCAACCCGAAGACAAUGCAAAAGCCCUGGCGGCAUCCAAAGCCCGUGGCCACACCGAUGCGAUCAUCGUCAAUCCUGGCGCGUUCACGCAUACCGGUGUCGCAAUUCGAGAUGCGCUGUUCGGCGUGUCCAUUCCGUUUGUCGAGGUGCAUAUUACCAAUGCGCAUGCGAGGGAGGAGUCCCGGCGUCAUAGUUAUCUCUCUGAUAAGGCUGCUGCUUGUAUUAUCGGGUUGGGGAGUUACGGGUAUGAGGCUGCGAUUGAGUAUGCGGUGAGGGAGAUUAUCAGUGCCAAGUAUGUAUAUUAG